This is a messenger RNA of Stylonychia lemnae, 9285 nucleotides long. Lineage: Eukaryota; Ciliophora; Spirotrichea; Sporadotrichida; Oxytrichidae. The record is from the annotation of a GenBank genome assembly.
AUGAAUUAAGCAAAUCAAGCAGCAACCACUGCUAAAGGUGGCAGUCUUAACAACUGGAUUGAGAUACAAAACAAAAUAGCAGAGACAUUUGAGCAGUUUUUAGGAGAGUUUUAGUUCCACAUAGAUUUCUACUUUAAGAGCUAUAACAAGAAUCUCAAGGAGAACAUAGAGAUGCAGAUCAAGGCUUCCAAAAAGGAGAAGUAGAAGUAUCUCUAGUUCCUUAACCAUGAAGAGAAAAUAUAUUGGAAGGAGUUUCCCAGAAGAAAGAACUUUUAUCAUGCUAAUUUAAGGAAGAUUUACAACUUGUUUCAAAGUGGGAAAUCAUCAAGUACAAUGCGGGAUGUAUCACUGAUUAUUUCUGGGAUCCUGAAUGUAAUGCCUGUAGCAAGCAAAAAGUACUGCAGAAAAUUUGGAAUAGAACCAAUCUUUCAUCAAGAUAUGGAUAACAAGCAGACAUUUGAUACUCUGACUGAAAGUCUAAAAAUGUUUGACUCAGAUGAUAUAAGCAACUGGAGAAUUCUAGGCUUUAAUAUUAGUCUCCUAGUUUCUGACGUGAUUUAAAUCUUCUUAGAAAUGGUCCUUCAAGACAAAGAUAUUAAGUUGUCACAAGGAGUUGUUGAUAUCUUACUUGAUAUUUGCAAGCAUUUCACUCAAAUUCAAACGUUCUAGUAGAUCCAAAUUACUUGGGCAAAGAUAUAUGGGAAUAUCUCAAGACUAUCAUUUGAUAAGUGCAUGAAAUUUAUGAUGCAUUCUUUGCAGUAAGAUUUUCGUAAGCUAAAAGAAGAUGAGGUUGAGCUACAUGCUUAGAGAAUACAUUUCUGCAGAUUUUUGCAAGUUUCACCUUAAGAUAAAUUACAGGCUUCGCAUGUUUAGAUCUUGUUCGAUAACAUACUAACAAUUAUGAAUUCGAAGUCAAUGACUCAGCAGAUGAAAAAUGUUCUAAUCAUCACGCUUAAGUAUCUUGUUGAAUAACUUAACUUCAGCGGAUAAGAUUUCAGCUUCGAUUCAACGAUGGGAAUAUUGUGGCCUGUUAUAGAGGGAGUUUACAAAAUAGCUUAAAAGUACUCAAAGAAAGAAUUUUAUAAAGAUUAUGCUUAUCAGCUACUGAUAGUUGUCAUUAAAGCUAGUCCUAAUGACUUUUACAAUCUCCAUUUAUAAAAGCUGCUAAAAAGGGAGAAAAUUUAGAGUUACUUUGAAACUAAAAAAGGAUACAUUUAGGGUGCAAAUUUGAUGAUUGAACUUAGCAUGGGAAAUCCACUAAUAAUUAACAAAUAUUAGAAUUGGAGUCCAAAAAUACACCAGAUAUAAUACCUUUUAGUGGAUCAUUUGCCCUCUAGCGUAUAUACUCCAUUGAAACUAUUCAGGAGAUAAAUCAACUAUAAAAUCGCUAGGAAAUUGUAACAAUCAGAUAGCCUUCCUUUUACUUUUAGAGAUUCAUUCAAGUACAUCUUUAAUAUAAAGCUUUUGACUGAAUUAUCUUAAGUUCAUACUUAGUAUUUAAAGCAAAUGGCUUUUGAAGAUCUUGAAUUCUUUGUAGCAUAGGCUUUGCCGUUUUUAUUUGGAUUUUUAAAAACUCAAGAAAGACUUGAUAUUCCUAUUCUAGGAUUAAAGAUUGUUGAUUUUAUCUUGAACCCCAUUAAUGAUUUCAAGACUGAGUUUAUCAAACUCCAGCCUGGUUAAAAUCAAUAUCUUUAAGAGAAUCUUAGAAAAUUGUAUUCUUAUACUCAAAUCAUUAUUAAAGAAAUACUAAGAAGCUAACUUUUGAAAUCAGAUUAUUUGAGUGACCUAGCGAAUUUUUACAAAUCAGAUGAUAAAGAGCUCUGCAAUGAUUAAAUUUCUGUGGUUUGGCCAAGAUUCAACUAAGGACUGUAUAUGAAUGGGAGAUCUCUGAGUUUUUUCCUAAAAUAAAAAGGCUUUGGUAAAUUUCAUCUCUAAGAAGCAAAGAGGGUCAUUAGUUUUUAAGAUUUCAGAGAGCUUCAGAAAAUAGAAUAGCAGUAAAGUGAUGAAGCUCAAGAUUCUGAGUAUCUUUAUGAUCCAUUUAACCAGAUAACAAAAAGUCUUGAAAAGGAAAUAAAAGAAUGGGACUAUAAAAAGGAGCACUUUACAAGAUAUCGCAUUAAUAGUUUUCUCUCUGAGGAAAGAAAAGAGAACCAAAGAUAAAAUACUUCGUAAUUUUAGCUUUAGUAGUAAAAAAUUGAUGAGAUGAAGAUUCUUAGUAAAAUAUUGAAGAUGAUUUAUUAUUUGCCAGAAGUUUAAGAUUAUCUGAAAUUUUACCCAACUCGAAGGCUUUUGAUCGAAGAAAAUGCACUUUUGAUUAAUAAGAUACCUGAAAUGAAUUUUGCCGAUUUCGAAGAAAGUUCAACUACUUAAGGAACCACUCUAGGAAAUGAUGAGAAUAAAGGUAAUAUUGGGAUAGGUGCCAAUAUGAAAAAGAAAAAGAGUGAUCCUAAAUUUAUUAACAAGCCUUUAAAUCCAAAAUUGAAAGAAGCUUAGAAUAUAUUGCCUUACUUUUUCCUUAAUUUAGGGUAAGACAUAGCUUUGAAGAGUGCUAAGUUAAUUUAAAAGCUAAUUGUGUUUGGAGAUUUUAAGACAAGAAUAGCUAUUAUUGAUUAGUUGAUAUAUUUUAUCAAGGAACUUAUGCUAGAUACUCCUGAAGAGUUUCUGAUAUCAUAGUAUCUCUAGCUUUUGAUAACAGUUGUUAAAAUCUGGCAUUAAACUGAGAGAAACAAACUAUAGAUUACAAAUUAAUAAAUCAUAAAAAAUGGAAGAGUAGAAAACAUCGCAGUUUUAAACUUAAAUUAUUACGAUAAUAGCUACUAAGAAAACUAAAAUUUAAAUGUAAACGAAAUCUAAAGCUAGAUAAGUUUACAUAGCUAUAUCUUUGACAUGAUUGAUACAAUAGGAUUAAUAGGCAUUUGUAAUAAAGAGAGAUAGGUCAGGUAACUAUCAACUAUUCUAAUUGUAGAAAGUGGGAAAAUGAAAAGAUUAUUUAUUAAGAAGGAUAACUAUAAGAAAAGUCUAUAUGAUCUGAUUGAGUACAAUAAGGACAACUUUAAGAAAUCUAUAACAGAAAAGGUUAUGAUAUUUAGUGGAGCUAAAUCAAGAGAAUUAAAAACAUAUGCUGAAAUACAACAAAUAAUAGAGGACUUAUGUAUCUAUCAACUAUUUAUUGAUAACUUUGACUACAAAAAAUCAGGAUUGAAUGAAGGUCUUGUCAGAGACAUACAGGUUAUGAUGAUGGGGGAAAUUUCUAAUUUAUGGAAAAAUAAUCUUAUCUAAAAUUGCUAGUAUUCAGAUUCAAUACUCAAUUUUAUCAAUAUUUUGAGUUCCAGAACUUUGCAUUUAUUUGAAAACAAAUCUGAUUAAACAGGCAUUAUCUAAAAAGAUUACGUUGGCAUUAAUCUGCUAAUGGCUAUUACUUUGUGUAAUGUUACUCAUUCAGCCACUCACCUUGCAAAGAAAAGUGAAUCAGAUUAAGAUGAUUCAUCUAAUCCUAGUUAGCAAGUGCUUUCAACCAACUCCAUAUUUGAGGAGAUGUCAAAUUUAAUUACGCUUUUGGAAUUAGAAUUUGGUGAUUUAUAUAAGACUGCUUUUGGAAAAUUUUACCCUCAGAAAUUCUAUAUAUCUCAGAUUUUAUUGUCCUUUAUUUACAAAUUACAAGAUCCUUGCGAGAUUUAGUCUUAUGAGGUGCUGAAGGAGAUAUUUUAAAUAGAGAAACCAGGAUCAUAGAGCAGUCAAUAUCAUUAAAAUUGCAAGCUAUUUUUCACUCUAAUUGUAAGCAAUGAAAACUUAUUUGUUCAGUACUGCUAAAAAGAUACAAGGAUAUUAGUUGAUGCAGUAAAUAGAUUAGAUUUUAUUGAUUAUCGCAAGAUCAAUGCUUAAAAAGAUGAAAUCGCGAGAAAGCAAAUGCUGAUUAUUUUUACCAAUUAUUUCCAUUCAGUGAUUUAAGGUGUCAAAGGAGUUUAUGAAAAAAAUUAGUAUAAUCAAAUCUCAAGGCUCUUAUCAGCAUAAUACUAGUAUGAGGUUAUAAUGUUUCUGCAACAAGAGCUUCAAAAUAUUUUAACUAACAAAAUCCAAGAAUUGGAUUGGCUUAAAACAAAAAUUUAAGAUAUCUGGCAAGCUAUACUAUCCUUUGAGAAUGUUUUCGAUAGUAUUCCAAAUGUAAAAAUAGAUUUAAGAUUUUUAAUUGAUCUUGAAAGUUCAGGUUACAAAGUACUCAAAUAUUAUAAGUACUUGUAUAACAACAAUAAUCCGCAACUAAAUAAAACUUAGGAUUCUAAUAAGCAGGAAGAAGUCUAGUAAGAAUUUACAGUCAAUGAGCUCAAGCAUCUUUUUACUUAAAUUUAUCAAUACUAUUCCACAUAGGGAAAUUUCUAAGAGUUAUUGCUGAAAAAGAAUACAUAUUAUAGUUGCUUUAUUAAUAACAUAGUAGGUGCAGAUUAACUGUUAAACUAUUUAAGAUAGAAGAAUUUCAAUCUAGUUUAUGGUUAAUUGACAUCUAGUUGUCUUAGAUCAACAAAAGCAUUGAUAGAGACAAAGAUUAAGAAAUUUUUAUCGUUUGGUCUACAUUCAAAGUACUUCCUAGUAGGACUAUUCAUGAGUUUAAAUUCUAUGGAUAAAAAAGUAAUAGAAAGAUCAAAAGUAUUGUGUCUCUCAGUUUUACCAUUAAUGUUUGAAGAUGAAAAAUUCAGGGAAUUAGUAGAAAGCUAAAUUGCUGAGCACGAGGAUCUAAGAUAGCUAAUAAGCUUUGAUAAUAAGAACUUUUUCAGAUUUAUUAAGCAAAUAUUUAAGGAUGAAGAAACUUAUAAUAUGAGAAACCAUUUUGAAAAGUAUUUCUCAGUAACUGGCCUAGUUAGAAAUACUCUUAAUGAAAUCAUAAAAUUAUAAAACCUUAAUUUUUCUCAGCAUAUGCUGUUGAAAGUGCUAGAUAUAAUAACAUAUUUCAUCGGAAAUCUGCAGUUAAGAAGGGCUCCACAGGUAGAGCAAAGUUCAUUUAUUUUUGAUAAUUUAAUCGACUAUAAAUCCUUUGAGAUACUGUCAAAGCUAUAUAAGAUAUCAGAAAAAUUGGUGGACUUUGAUGAUGAAACUAUUAUAAUGAACAUGUGGUACAAAUUAGUGGAAGGAAAAAUAUAGAAUUUUGAAAUUCUAGCUAAAUUCCUGGUUCAUAAUUUAAGUUCAUACCUAAUGAAGCUAAGAAAGUAAAAUGAUAAAGGCAGCCAAAAUGAAGUUAAAUAGAAAGGUAAAAAAUAAUCAGAGUAUUCAAUUGAAUUUGAAAAGCAGAAAAGAUAUGCCAUAAGCAUAUUUAACUACAUAAAAGCUAGGACUGCACAAAUGGAUCUUAGAAAUAGCAUCAAUGUAAAUGCUAACUCAAUAACAUGGUCUCAAAAAAUGAUUAGAUUACUUUCAAGAGUCUCACUUAACAUCCAAAGUAAAUAUGUGCUUGAGAAAAUUAAGCUUAAGAAAAUUCUUCAAAUAAUUCAUUAAGAGAUAAAUGAGAGUAAUGUCAAGCUUUAAUUAAAAGGUGGACUUGAUAAGAAUUUUGAAGUUGUUAAAAUUGGGGGAAACACACGUCUAUCAGUGAACAUGUCCUAACUACUCUAGUCUUAGACAUUUUUAGAGACAUUCGCCGCAAGAAACAGAAAAUAACAAUGCAUUAUGAAAAAUCUAAUGUUUAGGAUUAGAAAAAUCAUGAUUGAAAAGUAUGAGGAAGUUUCUAGUUAAGCCUCACUUUAGGCCUUGCCAGUCUUAAUUAUAAAAUAUCUCGAGAAUACACUUGUAUUUAUUACCAAUGAUGUAGAAAGACCUACAUAAAAUAUUAACUUCUCUUUAAAGGAGUAGCUAUCUGUUGUUAUAAUAAUGAUAAUCUUGACAAUUGACCUGAUAAUAACUGAUGUGAACGAAAAUAGAUUCUAUUUCUUACUAGAGACAUUCAAUAAGCUUUCUAUAAAUAUUGGAUCAGUCUAAAGAUACUUUAAUUUCAAGUAGUUUACACCUCAAAAUAUAUACUCAACUAGCAUGAAAACUAUGGAUAAACUUUGGCUUAUCAUAAAUCUUAAAGACUGCUUUGAGUAUUUCAAUGUUUUUACAAAGCUGUUUUUCAAGUAGCUACAGAAUCUCUAUUCAUAUCCUGAGAUCCAGUAUCAUUUGCUGAGAAUGUGGUAAACUUCACUCUCUAAAAACAGAGAGAUAAUUAUGAGCAAACUCAAUUCAAAUGUUUAGAAUAGCAUCACUGAUAUAUCACUUGGAAAAAGUACAACAAGUAUGAUGUAUUCGAGACAGCUGGUUCUUACAAUCCUUCAAAGUGCAUUCUUUACCUUUUAUCAAAUAUCCUAAUCUAGAAAUCAAAUCGACGAUAACAAGAAAAAGUAUAUUGCUUACAAUAUGAUACAACAUGUAAACAGUCUUUUGGAAUAUAUACUUCCCUCUAAUUAGCAAAAAGCUAUAUAACUAAAAGGAAUAAGUGAUCCUGAAUCAACACAUGUAGCUUUUGCAAACAAUGCCAUAUUUUGGCUCUCUUACUCUUGUCUUGAAUGCUCUAUUAUUACAAAGGAUAGCAAUCCCCAAAUAUCAAAUAAUCUACAAGAAAUAGGAAUGAAGGCUAUGAGAAGAAUAUUCGAAGAAUCCGAUUUCUUAAAAAUGCUUAUCGGAGUUUCAAAGUUAUCACCUCACUUCUAUGCUUAUAACUUAUCAAUCCAAAGAAACCAAUCUUCUCUGCUUAGCUUGAUAUUUGACACAUUUGAAAAUCCUGAGUGUGUUGAAGAUGCAAUGAAAAGUUUGAUAGUGACUAUUAGAGUCUAAGAUUAUAAGUUACUAAACAACUAGGAAAACAAAGAUUUAUGCGAAGUUGAGCUGCAAAGAUUUCUGCUACUGAUACCAUUCCUUCACUAGUAGUUCACUUAUAUCCUUCGAGGGCAGCCAAAUGAAAAAUCUUAGUAGAUAUUUUCUAGCUAUAGAACUAUAGUCUAGCUUUUGAAGAAAUCCUUACCAUCAAUAGGAAUUGAUAAGAAAAAAGACAUUUUUGAUAGACUAGAUACUCUAUAAAAAGAAGCUGAAAAGAAUGAAGAGAAACUUAUCAAGAAGGAAUUUGAAGGGCUGAUAUAGGCGACUGUUUCCCUAUGUCACCUCCUAUCGUUCAACUAAAUCAUAUUUGAUUGUGAAAGAUUCUUAAUAGAAAUGAAGCAAGGCAAAAAUAUUAAAAAGAUCAUAGACUUGAGCAAAAUUGAUCUUGUCAUCAAAAUUAUCAAUGAAUUCCUUGCUGAUAAUGAACUAGAGUUACCUGAAGAAUAAUAUCUACUAAAAGAGGUUAUGAAGAAGAAUUAUGAUGAGAAAGUGUUCACAGGUGAAAUACUUGGUGAAGAGGUGUCAUAAAUAGUCAAUGAGAUGAGACCUUUGUAUUUUGGACUGAAAAAUAUCGUUUUAAAAGAAAUAGAAAAUAUCGAUAAAGAGAUCGAUAUCAAGAAAUUCUUUUUCGAUGGCGCAUCUCAGUAAGCCAGUGCAUCGCAAUCUCUAGGAAUUACUCCAAUUCAAGAGCAAGUUCAGGAAUCUUAAUCGGAUUUCACAGGUCUUGCUAGUGACAGUAAUUUUAGCGGGGCAUUGAAAAAAAUAUCUACUAAAAAAUAGGAGACUACUUCUAAAUACUAAAAUAGUUAGCCAGCCUCAUCCAUGAAAGGAGGGUAUACACCAACCCAAAGAAGAAUUGCUGAAAUUACAGAGGAGUAAGAUGAUUUAUUGAAAAGGAUACCAACUACAUCUUUGAGUGGUCUCUCGCCUAACUAGAGACUUAAAUAAAUGAACAAGCAGUACUAGAGUAAAUAUCAAUAGAUUAGAUAGCCUGAGGAUCAUUUUAGCAAAAGCCCCAUGAAUAAAAAAUCGAUUCAAGAUCACAUUUUCUAAGAUGAUGACAUAAUUGUACAUAAUGUUGUUAAAAAUCAAGAGUCCAACCUACAGGUACCAUAAAAUGAACCAAUGAUGGUUAUAUUUAAUGAGAGAGACGAUGAAAGUGAAUUCAAUGUAUAAUAUGAAAACGAGGAAGAUGACACUGAAUAAUCAUAGUAUCAAAACUAAGUCAAAGAGAUUAUUUAGCGAGGCUAAAACCUACAAGCAAGAACAUUUGAUUAAGAGCCAGCAAUUAAUACAUCAAGCAGUGACGAUCCAAGAGAAAAAUUAAAGAAAGUUAUUGAGUCUACCAAAAGAAGCAACCAGACGAUUUCGAAUACAGUUAGUCCACUUAAGAUGUAGAACUAUGAGUAAUACUAAAAAUACCAACAGCAUUAAGGGAAGGUUAACAGCUUUAACAUUCAGGCAUAGAAGUUUAAUUAAAAUCCUAUAGAAUUAAGAUAGAAAACAAUUUAGCAAUAAGAAGUUUACUAAACAAUCUUAGAUACUGAUAUGGGAGGUAUUGCAACAUUUGCCAAGCCAAAUCCUUAUAAAGAAAAAGUUGAAGCCAAUGACUUUUAUAAAAAUCCAGUCCAGCAAAGCUAAGUUUCAAAUCAAUCCUAUCAAAUAUAAGCUCAGGUAAUAGAGAGGUAAAAUAAGCAAAUAUAGAAGUUAGAGCAGCAGGUUGAAGCUAAAAAGUAAGUGACAUAAUCUCGAUAGACUGAUAUAGCAACUAAUCCUAACUUCGUGGCGGAUAGAAUCUCCUAAAUAUUCACUGAGAUGUCUUAAUCAAGUUUGAAUGAUCCUUUGAGAAGAAAAUAUAAUGAGACUACCACUAAUGCAUAGUAGCAACAGGAUUUCGCUCAAAAUAGGAAUUAUCUACAAUCUCAAAAGAAAUAAUAGACAUCUAAAUAUCCCUGGCUACAUGAUAAUGUGAUAGAGGAAUAAUAAAGACAAAAGAAUAUGUUCUAGUCCUAGAAUGUUCAAAACCAAAGGCAAGCGAUGAGUAAGGAGAGUCAGUAGUAGUUCAUCAGAAAUAGGGCUAAUAACUUCCUAGAGAGUAUAAAGAAUGAAGAAUUACCAACACCAAACAAGAAAGAAGGGCUUGAUUCAAGAUUAAUAAGACUUCUGAAUGAUAGAGAGUAAUUCCUGAAAUUUGAACAAUUCCUAAAUGAAGUUAAAAGCUUUGAUGUGGAUUACCUACACUACUAUAUCAAAAUUAUGGAAUAUAAAAAGGAGUUUAACCAAGCUAAGGUAAUAUAUUUAGUAUAUUAAAUUUGUCUCUAUAGGCUAAAUUAGCAGCAGGAAUCAUAAUAGAUAAGUAUCUAACAGAAGAUGCAGAAAGCUAUAUAAAUAUGGAGAACUAUAUAGUUAAUGAGAUAAUAGCUGAAUAUGAGAAAGUAUGCAUGA